AAAAUUUGGUGAAAUUAAUGAGUUAUAACCAAACGGUGAAAUGAACGACAAACGAUGUACUAUGUUUUAUGUAUACCGCGGUUUAACUACGUCCUACACAGUACACGAUAAUAAAAACACGAAGGAACAAGGAAAUAAAAACCGAAGUCGAUAUAACAGCCUUACGAUGGCAACAGGCAAGACAAUGAAUUAUGGAAAAUGAGGAUAAUGGAUUAUUGAUAUGUAUAAUUUAUAAAUAGAUUUUGACGUAGAAUCAUUGGUUUUUAACAGUGAUAUAGUGAGAUAGACAUUGUCUAUUUUAUCUCUCAGUGGUUUUUAUUAUUUAUGGCCAAAAAUUAUAGAUUUUAUUAAAUAUUUGAUUUUUCCAUGUUUAAUAAAAUUGUAAAAUACGUGAUUUAUAAUAAUUAUUUUUAAAAACUUAAUAAGAUCGUAUUAUUUAAAGGUUUGGUGGGGGAUCGUACUUGUCUCUAAAUUAUCGUAUUUCCCCACCAAGAUCGUACCAUUUGGCAGCACUGGAUAUGAAUAUAAUUACCGGGUUUUUAUUUAUAAAAUAAUUAUGCGACGAGUAUACUUGCGCAAUGCGCAUGCACAAAAUAUAACGCGUAUAUUGUACUUCAAAUUGUUUACGUAGGCGAGAAUACAGAUAGGCAGCGGCCAGGCAGGGGAUAAAUUUGUUAUCAUAUAUAAAACCAUUGAUAGUAUUUUAAUCAGUUUUAUUUAUUGUUUUUGUACAUUUUGACGGAAUUACCCUUUUAGACACUUAACUGUCUAUUAUUAAAGUACAACAAAAAUGAGAUAAAUUACAAUAGAAUAUGUGGACACAGUCGCCACAAUCGUCUAUUCGUUUCAAACUGUCUAGCUGACGUAUUUCUUGAAUUUUGGUUUAUGUUCCCGAAUAAAAUCGCCUAAUAGAUACUCAGAAUUUGUCCACCUCCACCAUCGGUCAUUUGUGUUCAGAAAAUGGAUGAACCUUCUACCAGUUCAAAUUUGUGCAAGAAAUUAUCGUAUUCCAUACAUUCCUAUUCGAGUUUUUUGCCGACUUACGCACCAGAAAAUAUUUUACAAGAUAAUCAAAAAGAUCAAAGUUCUAGAUGGUCUUCGAUUUCCAAUAGUCCACCUCAAUAUUUAAUUUUGAAGCUACAAAACACUUCCAUUGUAAAGUAUAUAAAGUUUGGCAAGUAUGAACGACCACAUGUAUGUAAUUUAAAAAGAUUCAAAGUUUAUGGUGGGUUGGAAGAUGAUACAAAAAUUGAAUUGCUCUAUAGUGGUCUCAGCAACAAUAGUGAAAUAGAAACAUUUAAUUUACGCCAUACUCUUGAAAAUAGUACAAUGAUACCUGUAAGAUAUAUCAGAUUAGAACCUCUUGAAUCCUGGGGUUCAAAUUUUAAUUACAGUCUUUGGUAUGUCGAGUUACAUGGCAUUGAUGAUUCUCAUAUUAUAUCUAAUGAAAUCUCUAGAUUUUAUCAAUUUCGAGAAGAAACAUUAAUACGAUUGUGUCUCAAACAUUUUCGUCAAAACCAUUAUGACCUAGCUGCCAAUGUUCUCUUACAUAGUUCUCAUGUAACAUUAGAACAUCCGUUUUUAUCACAAUUAUAUGAAACAAUAGUUACUCAUGGAAAUUAUGAGAUGGCUGAGAUUUCAAUGGAUCAAGCAAUAAAUGAUGGCUUUUUAGAAGGUUUUAUGAAGAGUCAAAGUUUCAAACCUGUUUGGAGUUUGGUUAAAGAGCAUGGCAAUGCCAGUAAAAAAAAGCCAUGUAUGCGUGGAGGUCAUCAAAUGUGUAUUGAUUCAGCCGCUGGUAUUAUAUAUCUGCUUGGUGGAUGGGAUGGACAAAAGGAUUUGUCUGAUUUAUGGUGCUUUACUAUCGCAACUGGUACAUGGCGUUGUAUUUCAGUCAAUGUAGAAGAGCAUGGUGGACCAAGUCCACGGUCAUGUCAUAAAAUAUGUAUUGACAUGGAAAGGAAGCAAAUUUUUGUUUUAGGAAGAUUUUAUGAAGUUCAGUCGUAUAUUGGUGAUUAUCCUCAGAGUGAUUUUUAUGUCUAUGACAUAGAACAAAAUCAAUGGACUCUUAUAUGUGCUGACACAAGUAUAAUGGGUGGACCUAAAUUAAUAUUUGACCACCAAUUGGUUAUGGAUUCCAUAUCGUCAACUAUUUAUGUAUUUGGUGGUAGAGUGGUAGCGUCUUCUUCUAGAUGUGGUGCUAACGAAUCUCAUAAACAAAAUCCUGAUUUUUCAGGUUUUUACAAAUAUCACGUCCCAACCAAUACAUGGACAUGUAUUCUGCCUGACACAUACCACGAAAUCAAAUAUCUAGAUGGAGUUGUGACACACAAUCCACAGUCAGUAGCAUCACGUGGAGGACAUUCUAUAUUAUUACAUUCAAAAUUGAGACGGAUAUAUAUAUUUGGUGGUCAGCGACAAAGAAUGGUACAAAGAUGUCCAGAAUUCUUAUGGUAUGAUAUUGAAACAGGUAUAACACAAUCAAUGCCAAUGCCAGCAACUGUUGAUAAGCCACCAGUGGGAUAUACACAACGCGCAACAAUUGAUACUGAUAAUGAUGAAAUUUAUAUUUUAUCUAGUCUUAGUAAAGACAAAGAUCGCAAAGAAGAUAAAGUUCAAAAUGCAUUCUGGGUAUAUUUUAUUAAACAAAAUAAAUGGAUCUGCAUCUAUAAAAAUCACAAUUCUGAUGAACAAUAUUGGAAUAGAAUGCAACACAUAGAACCAUGUCCUCGUUUUGCAUAUCAAUUGGUAUAUGAUCAAAAGAAUAAGAUACACUAUUUAUUUGGUGGUAAUCCUGGGAAAGCUGAUGCUCAAAAUUUAAGAUUAGAUGAUUUUUGGGAACUCAAAGUGCAUAGAUGCACUAACACAGAACUCAGCAUCCAAUGCAAACUGUUGAUUCGGAAAUCCAAGUUUCAAGAAAUCAAAAAAAAAGAUAAAGUAGCUGCUAUGCAAUUCUUACAAACAUCUGUAUCGGAGCUAAUUAAUCAUUCCGACACGGAGCAAACUCGAGAAUUUCAGGAAACUGCAGCUCUAUUGUUUAAAGAUGAUAACCAAUCUGGUGAUAUUAGCGAUGAAAUACACAAGUGGCGUUGUAAUUUAUUUGACAAAUUAUGUAAUUUUUUUCCUAAAUCAAUGGUUCAACCUCAAGAAAAUUUAGUAGAUUUGAUUUCCUUAUAACUAGACCAUGUUUAAAAUUUUAGUUUUAACUUAACUUGUUUUGUUUAUUAUAUUAUUAGUUCCUUUUUUACCGUGUUGUUUUUCUAAUCUAAGUUUGUAAAAAGUAUUAUUUUAAUUGAAAAUGCGACUUAUUUUCAUCAUAAUUUGUCCCAUUAUUAUUAUUUGACAUUGAAUUUUAAAAUGAAUGCUACUGCAUUUUUUCAAAAAUGAACUUGACAUUAACAUUUUGUUGAUUACCAAAUUAAUUGGUAAUUUUUUAAUUAUUUAAACAUUUACAAGCAAUAAUAAUAUUUUUAGUAAUAUUGGUUGAC
Messenger RNA from Aphis gossypii (cotton aphid), 3485 nucleotides. It is a transcript of the gene muskelin, whose product is annotated as muskelin. The record is from RefSeq and is a predicted model, not a curated record. The coding region runs from base 961 to 3174 and encodes 737 amino acids. Lineage: Eukaryota; Metazoa; Arthropoda; Insecta; Hemiptera; Aphididae. The transcript is spliced from 15 exons. Gene Ontology annotation, molecular function: protein binding. Gene Ontology annotation, cellular component: cytoplasm.